AAUUUUUGCGAAUUGCAGGUAGAGCGCGCUUGUUCUGUCUAUCAGAAAUUAUACCCAAAGUGUUUCUUUUCGUAGACCUCUGCUCGUGUCCGCUGGUGCCGACUUAUUCGUUUGACAAGAAUUUGCUGAUAAAAUGUUCUCAUCACUAAUCGAAGCUGCCAAAAACUCACCCUUCCGGACGCCUUUCUCCAAAGUGCAAUGUGACAACUCUGCUAAAAGUAAUGGGCCAGUAGUGGGUCGGGAGAUUCAAGCUGCAUCUACUCCUGUAGCAUCACCUGGAGAUUCCUGUGAGUUCGGCAGUGCGAAGUAUUUUAUGCUGUGCGGUAUUGGUGGUAUUUUGUCUUGCGGUUCCACACACACAUUUGUAGUGCCAUUGGAUUUGGUGAAGUGCCGUUUACAAGUUGACCCAAAGAAAUACAAGAAUCUGGUACAUGGAUUUAAAGUCACCGUAGCGGAGGAAGGCGCCCGUGGGUUGGUCAAAGGUUGGGCGCCAACAUUUUUCGGUUACUCUGCACAGGGUCUCUGCAAAUUCGGUCUUUAUGAAGUCUUUAAAGUAUACUACCAUGAUAUGUUGGGUGAAGAAAACGCAUACUUGUAUCGUACUUGGUUGUACUUGGCUGCUUCAGCUUCGGCUGAAUUCUUCGCCGAUAUUGCUUUGGCACCACUUGAAGCUGCUAAGGUAAAAAUCCAAACUAUACCUGGAUUUGCUAAUACCAUGCGUGAAGCUGUACCUAAAAUGAUGAAAGAAGAAGGAGUAGGCGCAUUCUACAAGGGAUUAGUGCCUCUAUGGAUGAGACAGAUUCCAUAUACCAUGAUGAAGUUCGCUUGCUUUGAGAAAACAGUUGAAUUAUUAUAUAAGCAUGUUGUACCAAAACCACGUGCUGAUUGUACAAAAGGUGAACAGUUGGUUGUUACAUUUGCUGCUGGUUAUAUUGCUGGCGUUUUUUGUGCUAUUGUCUCACAUCCAGCUGAUGUUGUUGUCUCUAAAUUGAAUCAAGCUAAGGGCUCUUCUGCUGUACAAGUUGCAAAAUCUUUGGGCUUCAUGGGCAUGUGGAAUGGUUUAAUGCCACGUAUUAUUAUGAUUGGUACGCUCACUGCCUUACAAUGGUUUAUCUAUGAUGGCGUCAAAGUAGCUUUGGGUAUCCCUCGCCCACCACCACCAGAGAUGCCAGCUUCUCUUAAACAAAAACUUGAGAAGCAACAUUAAAUUAAUUUAUAAGUUUU
Molecule: messenger RNA, 1224 nt
Organism: Teleopsis dalmanni
Lineage: Eukaryota; Metazoa; Arthropoda; Insecta; Diptera; Diopsidae
Gene: Mpcp2
Product: phosphate carrier protein, mitochondrial
Exons: 4
Coding region: 134-1207 (357 amino acids)
Biological process (GO): mitochondrial phosphate ion transmembrane transport
Cellular component (GO): mitochondrial inner membrane
Molecular function (GO): phosphate transmembrane transporter activity
Source: RefSeq, a predicted model, not a curated record